AUGAACUACCUACACCACCCAUACGCCUUCGGCGGUCAUAGUGCAGUUCAAUUCGAUCAAUCCAUAGCCUACGACCCUGCCAUGGCACACCAUGCCAUGGUGCACCCCAUGGAUGGCUACCUAUACCCUCACCCACCAUACGAGAUGGUUGACUACUACCAUCAACCGAUCAUGGACUACGAAGAAUACGCGGAGAAUCUGUCCCGUCCGAGGUUGACCAAAGAACAAGUGGAGACGCUCGAGGCUCAAUUUCAGGCUCACCCCAAGCCCAGCAGCAAUGUGAAGCGUCAAUUGGCCGCUCAGACAAAUCUGAGCUUGCCUCGAGUUGCUAAUUGGUUCCAAAACCGACGAGCAAAGGCAAAGCAGCAAAAGAGACAGGAGGAGUUUGAGAGAAUGCAAAAGGCCAAAGCAGAGGCCGAGGAAGCUGUUCGGAAUAAGGCCGACAGCGCGGACGACACGUCUGACUCAAACCAAAGCGAUAAGACGCCAAAGGAGGAGACCGAUAAAGCUAACGAUACCAAGAAAUCGGAGUCGGACGUGUCAGGCGAACAAAAGAAGACCUCUACUUCAUCUCGAUCGAAGCAUCAGAAGACAAGGAGUGAGUCGGCUCGAGAGGCCACUUUCGCCUCGUUGCAGAGAGCUCUCAACGCUGCCGUGGCGGCUCGUGAGCACUACGGCAGCGAGUGCGAGCAGGAUCGAAAUGACGACAACAGUGUUGGAGGAUCUGUCUCCCCCACGCCGUUCCCCCUGAGCGCUCGGGCCAAUGACCAUGAUGACUCGGAAAGCGCACACAGUGCUAUCAACACCCCUUUCUCAGCAUGGGAGAGUGGCAAAGAUUCUUCAGCUUCCUGGACCUCUCAGAACGCUCAGGAGCCUUUCGGAUAUACUGGCUUGGCCACACCUUCAUUUCCCCAGACGGAAAGUUCGCUGCAGCAUGUCAGUCAAGGUGAAGAGUGGGCGAGCCAAUUGGCGAUGUCGGCCGAAUCGCUGCCCAGCCACCGUGCAUCCAUGGAUGUUGGUUCCUCGUCAUACGGAACCAUCCAUUACACGGUCAAGCCGGAGCUGUCAAGGCCAGGCUCGUCCGAAGACCUCGCCAGCACCUUGCAGGGCAUUGGAAUCGACACUAGUGGCUCGCCUCAUGGCUUGUCGCAGCUGACUGGCCGGUCUUCAUGGAAAGACGCUGGAAAGGAGCUCGACCUUGCUGCGCGGAGAAAACGACCAAGGCCGGCGGCCAUUGGCACAUCGCGGUCUAGCUCGAUGCUGGCCGGGUCGUCUGCCAUGUCACCGACCAUGCGCCUGCCGAACGGCGUUGGUCACGCGGUGAGACAGUCCAAAUCCGCACAGUGUCUCGGCUCGCGGUACGCUGGCGUCAGAAAGGCGUCGGCCGCUCAGCGGUCGCCUUUCAACCUGGCAACCUUUGCCGAGGCGGGCACUUUGAAUAGCAAGGCCGAGAUGUCAGGCAUGCUGCAACCUACUGUCACAAACGGUGGCCACUCCGUCGGACGGGGGUACUGCCUGUCGGCGCAACCGACCAGCCACCUGUUCCCCACGACUCAGCCCAUGCAGAUCAACAUCGCGUCUCCUCCGGCUACUCCUCUGGCAGUAGACAUGAUGUCGUCGUAUUCCUACCAUGGCGUCGCUCCGCCAAUGUCCGCCCCUGCCCACUACACGACCUUUCCCGACUAUUCCUCUUGUGACGGGGCCCCUUUGACGGGGCGGAGCUGGGCUGACACUACAUCAAUGGCUCCGUCGGAACAAUCGUUCGCCGCCCGCUGCCAGAUGGAGAUGCCAUCUGUGACUUACGAGCAGGCUGUCGAUCCGACUAGUGCAACUGCAGAUGUGGGCAUGUUCUCGUCCAAAAAUAUCGACAUGCACAUGUCGACAGGAGCGCCGGCCGAGGAUGCGAGGCCCACUGAGUUUCAGAUUCAAGAGUUCCCUGAACAGCAAGAGAUCCACCGAUUUGUUGCUCAGCAGCUUCCAUCGCACAAACCCAAGGCCUACACAUUCGCCGCCAAUUCUACGCCACACAAUUUUCAGAACUGA
Molecule: messenger RNA, 2043 nt
Organism: Aspergillus novofumigatus IBT 16806
Lineage: Eukaryota; Fungi; Ascomycota; Eurotiomycetes; Eurotiales; Aspergillaceae
Product: putative homeobox transcription factor
Exons: 3
Coding region: 1-2043 (680 amino acids)
Biological process (GO): regulation of transcription by RNA polymerase II
Cellular component (GO): nucleus; RSC-type complex
Molecular function (GO): DNA-binding transcription factor activity, RNA polymerase II-specific; DNA binding
Source: RefSeq, a predicted model, not a curated record